GCUUCGUGGUCCGAGCUUGCUUCCAUGUGAAAUUUUGGCUGGACGGAUCGAACAUAUUUGAUAUCAGCACUACUAUCACGAUGGAGGCCGAGGGGCGUGUCGCGAAGAGGCAGAAGCUGUCGAAUGGCGUGGCAAAGGCGUCGCGACCCGCGGGACAGUCAAGACUUUUUGCGCCUUACAGGACCGUCGGAUUAGUCUCGCCGACCGCAGUACCCUUCACGAGUGUGCCGCUGGGCAAGACGACAUUCCAGAUCACCACUUCCGUAGGCCGAAGCCUGCAAACGUACGAUUUACGACGAGGCCUCAAUCUGGUCUUCAUUACCCGACCGCAGACUCCCGAAGUCAUCACUGCGACCGCAGCAUGGAAAGACUGCAUUUUCGCCGCAUGGGGAGGCGAAGAUGCCGAAUCGGCGCGAGGCGUAUGGGUGAUGAAGCGAGGCAAGAAAGAGGCGGAGCUAGAAUGGCCAGCAGACUGCGAUGAGAAUGUCAGCACUUUCUGUGUGCUGGGGAGCUGGCUGAUCGGAGUUUGCGAUACACAACUGCUGGUGUGGAAAACGACCACCUUUGAGCUCUACACGUCGCUGCGAGGCAUCUCGCCCGUGCCCUUCACCAGCUGCAUAUCUGGCUUGCCUACCUUCUUGAACAAGGUCAUUGUAGGCAGACAGGAUGGCAGCGCUGAAAUCUGGAAUGUCUCAAGCGGCAAGCUGGUCUACACCAUUCUCCCGCCUUCCACUGCAUAUGGCGCCGUGACGGCCAUUGAACCAACUCCUGCGCUAUCUCUGGUUGCAAUUGCGUACGAGAAAGGGCCGCUGCUUAUCCACGAUGUAAAAUCAGACCGCACUGCAAUCCAGCUCAAUACACCUGCAGGUGCUCCGAUCACUUCGAUAACAUUCCGAACAGAUGGGCUAGGUGCCGGGGAAGAUGGAAGACUGGCCGGUGUCAUGGCGACUGCUUCCACUUCCUCUGGCGAUGUGACUUUGUGGGACCUCAACGACGGUGGUCGGAAAGCAGGCGUACUCAGAGCUGCACAUGCCCAACCUACAGCCACGACUCCGGGAGGAACCAGCAAGAUCGAAUUCUUGGCAGGUCAAGCGAUUCUUGUUAGCAGUGGUCUCGACAACAGUCUCAAGACAUGGAUCUUUGACAAGACGCCUUUCGACCCUCUACCUAGAAUAUUGCAUGAGCUCAGUGGUCAUGGCGCUCCAGUCUCGAAGCUGAUGUUCUUGCCUACAGCCUCAGACGGCGCAGACGAUGACGGAAAAUGGCUAUUGUCUGCCAGCAAAGAUCGCAGUCUAUGGGGCUGGUCACUUCGCCGCGACAGACAGAGCACAGAGCUCAGUCAAGGCGCAAUACAAAAGAAAGCCAAGAAGCAAGGCUUGCUGUCUGGUGAUCGAGACGCCUUUGAAGAUCUCAAAUGCCCUCCUAUUACGGGAAUUGCAUGCGGCUUGAACAGAGAUGGUGGCAUUGGUGCUCUGCCCGGCAAGCAUCCCAUCUGGCAGAACAAUGCCAAGUCCAAGCAGGUCAGUGCUGAAGUCAGUGCUAUGACAGGAUGGGAGAGCGUAUUGACGGCCCAUGAAAACGAUCCCAAGGCACGAACUUGGUUCUGGGGAAGGAAGCGUGCAGGUCGCUGGGCAUUUUCCACAAGCGAUGGGGGCAAUGUGACAUCUGUCGCGCUGUCGCCAUGCGGCACUUUUGGUGUCGUUGGCUCGGACAAAGGCGGGAUCGACAUGUUCAACAUGCAGUCUGGUAUACAUCGUCAACGCUUCCCUGCUCGUUUAACACCCAUGCAGGCGAAGCAGUUGAGACUGGACGUGGAACGCAACAAUCUGAUCUUGGAAGACGACGGAAAGAAGAAAUUCUAUCGAGGUCAAGGCAAACAUGCAGCAGCUGUCGUAGGACUGGCUGUCGACAGUCUGAAUAAGACAGUCGUGUCUGCUGGUGCAGAUGGCAAGAUUAAAUUCUGGAGCUUCAGUAAUGGCCUGCUGACGGGUCAGCUGGAUUGGUCGAGCUCAACGGGCAUUCUUGAUAUGCGGUUCCAUCGUGCAUCGGACCUGGCAGCAUUCACCUGCACUGAUGGCUGCAUUCGUGUGAUCGACAUCAAGACACAGAAGCUGGUGCGAGAGUUGUGGCGCUCACGAACGCCAGUAGCUGAGCUGAAGGGUCUGAAGUUCUCCGACUUCACAUUCUCCACAGACGGACACUGGCUUACUGCUUCUGCUGGGCAGCUAGUCUUUCUUUGGGAUCUGCCGACAGGUCAUCUCGUGGAUGUGUUCAAGCUCAAAGACGAAUGUACGACUCUGGCAUUCUCGCCUACGGGUGAGUACUUGGCGACGGCCACCAAGGAUAACGUCGGAGUUGACAUCUGGACCAAUCGCAGUCUCUUCACCCAUGUCUCCACACGUCACAUAACGCAGAAGGAACUCCUCGCAGUCAUUCAUUCGACUACGACCUCAGCUCCGACAGCUUCUGGCGAAGGUAGCACAAACCUCAUCGCAGCAAGCGCACACAAGUCAGACGCAGAAGAAGACGGAGAAGCCAUCGAUCUGGACACCGACCCAGCAUCGGAACUCGACACACUCUCCGCAGAUCUUCUCUCCCUCUCUCUCGUUCCUCGUUCCCGAUGGCAAAACCUCCUCCACCUAGACCUCAUCCGCCAAAGAAACAAACCCACCGAAGCCCCCAAGAAACCCGAAAAGGCACCUUUCUUCCUCCCUUCUCUUCAAGACCUCCCUCAACAAAAACCCGGCGCUUCCUCCUCCACCAACCCCUCCGCAGACGAAAUCGAAAAAGAACGCUCCCGCGUCCUCAAACUCGCCUCAUCCGGCACGCAAUCCCAAUUCACAACCCUCCUCCACUCCUCCUCUUCCUCUCAAGACUUCUCCCCUUUCCUCACACACCUCCAAUCUCUCCCACCCGCCACAGCCGACAUCGAAAUCCGAUCUUUAUCGCAUACUGACAACGAACAUGUCGCUUUUGUGCAAGCCUUGACGUGGAAGUUGAGGAGUAAACGCGAUUUUGAAUUGGUGCAGGCUUGGAUGGCGGUUUGGUUGAGGGUUCAUGGGGAUUUGGUGACGCAGGAUGAGGAGGUUAGGGGUGUUGUGAGGGAGUAUAAGGAGGCGCUGGAAGAAGAGAGGAAGAGGGUGGAGAAGUUGGUGGGGUUUGUUGGGGGGAUGGUGGGGUGGGUUAGGGCUGCGAGGGUGUAAGAUCGAAGUGGAAAGGUUGGGUGUAUAAUAUGAUGGGACGAGGAUCGUUCUGCUACAUUGUAAGGCUUGUGAGAAUGGCAGUAACCUGUGGUUGUGCAAAGACCGACGGAAUUCGCAUGAUUCUGUACACACUUUCGAUGCUCGUGUGCACCGACUCUAGUUGCGUGAUUCAUGCGCCUGGCAAUGUCCGGAACGAUCAGGAGUUCUCCGCUACCUCAUGAAGGCUUGAAGAACAUCCUACUCCUUCGUAUAAAUUCAUAGCAAACGCAGCACCUCGAGCCGAGAAUCCAUGCUGAGGUGCAUGCGAAGUGUGCAAACCCUUUAUGUGUUCAAAUGGAAU
This is a messenger RNA of Cercospora beticola, 3543 nucleotides long. It is a transcript of the gene UTP21, whose product is annotated as rRNA-processing protein UTP21. Lineage: Eukaryota; Fungi; Ascomycota; Dothideomycetes; Mycosphaerellales; Mycosphaerellaceae. Gene Ontology annotation, cellular component: small-subunit processome; Pwp2p-containing subcomplex of 90S preribosome. Gene Ontology annotation, biological process: rRNA processing. The record is from RefSeq and is a predicted model, not a curated record. Gene Ontology annotation, molecular function: protein binding.